Messenger RNA from Tigriopus californicus, 3271 nucleotides. RefSeq lists its product as uncharacterized. Gene Ontology annotation, cellular component: endoplasmic reticulum lumen; nuclear envelope. Gene Ontology annotation, molecular function: ATP binding; ATP hydrolysis activity. The transcript has a single exon. NCBI's taxonomy places the organism in Eukaryota, Metazoa, Arthropoda, Copepoda, Harpacticoida, Harpacticidae. The record is from RefSeq and is a predicted model, not a curated record. The coding region runs from base 889 to 2883 and encodes 664 amino acids.
AAUCUCGAUGCGCGGAAUCUUUUUUUUUUUGUUCACUACAGAAUUAAGCUCUAUUCUGGCGUUGUUUUCGAGGCCCUUGCAAACGAGCUGCCGCAGCCUUGCGCCGCGGCCUAGGCGCCCCCAGGUCCUUGCAACCGAAAGGUUAGGUUAGGUUAGGUUAGGUUUUAUUGUCUUCUCGAAGGACCAAAAUAUCAGCUGACCCAAAAACGGAAGAUGUGCAACGGCCAUACUAACGCGAAUUAUUUCAUUAUAUGUUUGAGUGUUCUUCUUCAUGUUUAAUUUACGACUGUAAUUGAGCACUGUGAUCACUGGUUCCACAAAACCUGAUUUGGCCUGUCCAUCUGUGAGUCUGACGGGUGAAUGUUGCAAUGGGUCGCUGAAGGCCAUCGGACGACCUUGUUCCAUGCCUCUCUUGAGCCAAAUGUUCUAGUCGGUCGGUAGGUUGGUUGGCUGGUUGGCUGGCUGUGCGAGCUUACUCACCUCUCUCGGACAGGUCCACCCGGAAAAGAAGGCUCAGAAGGAAAGGAGUUGUUCGGUUGGUUGGUUGGUUGGCUGGCUGGCUGGCUGGCUGGCUGGUUAACGGGGACGAAGGCUGCUCGACCGACCCUCAGUGUCGAUCGCUGGCUACUGGUGUUCCAAUCUGGUGAAAGAAUCUGGUUGACCCGUGGACGCCUCCUUGGAUGACUGGAGGCUGGACACGGAGGGCGCGAGGACCUUCGAAAUCAUAAUCAAGACCCACCCCGUCCCCUUCGAUGGAUGUGAGUCAUUAUUGACCAUGGUCGGGUUUGGUCCUUGCUUUACCCUACGGGCCCGCCUGUCUGUAAUAGCUCUGUGCCAGACAUUUCACUUGGUUGUACAAAUCCUCGAUUUGGCCAGCUCCUAUCAGCCAUGAUUUCUCGACAAUAUUCGUUCGACCAACCCGACGAGAAUGACAAUGAGGAUGAGGACGAGUUUAUGCAAUACUAUCGCAAAUAUCGUCCCCCCGUGCCCGGCUCACUCCAAGGUAGCCAAGCCUCAUCCAGCCCCAUAUGCAGUCUGAACUCGGAUCGGAGUAGUUUGCGUGAUAUCUCCAGUGUCAGAUCGUUGACCUCGAAAGCGCGUCGCUUCUUUAAACCCAAGAAGAUCGGGAUGCCCAAAUCUCGCUCUUUGGAGGAGGAACAGGGCUCAACCGCCUCGUCCUCGAAUCAAGGCUUGAGCCGAAAUGGUUCCAUCAACACCUCACCGCUCGGAGGUCUGACCGGAUUGCUGUCGGAUAAGAUGACCUUUUCAGGCACUUCCUCCGGCUUUGGCGAUGACUCGCAGAGUCGUGAUUCCGGCCAUUCCAGUGGAGGCAGUCCGGACCUUCGAGGCCUUCGAAAGCGCCGCAGUGCUCCUCCGUUGCACAAUAGGGCGUUUAAGAAUCUCUACGAUCGAGAUUGGUAUCGGCAGCAUCAGCCACAACCCCGAGCCCAAGCUUCCCACGGUUCCGGGUCGAAUUUUAGCGAUCGCCAAUCACUCUAUAGUUACACAACGGCUCGUGAGGCGUCCAGCUACUAUGAUCCCCAAUAUCCUGAGGGCGAAGAGGAUUCCUAUUGGAAUCCAAGGGAUCCGAGGAACUCGGGCGACCCGAGGGCGUCGUACUAUGCAUCGAGCAGAGCCUCCGUGUGUUCGGGUCAAAGCGGUAGAAUUAGUAGUCAUCAUUCCGAGUUAUAUGAUUCGUAUCCAGAGAUGCCCUUGACCGAAUCCUCACGCAUGUCCAUACAUGACAACCAACGAUCCCAGAGUGCUCAUUUGGAGAUGUACGGAAGGCAUCACAAGAGGAAACUCGAUUGCUUAUGUGAAGACAACGGCUCCGUAAUCAACGGUGGUCCUUGUAACAAGCGUCCUUGUACACCCAAUGGGUCGCUCAGAUCGGACGAAUCUGUCCAUCAUCCAUCCAAAAGCCAUGCUCUAAAACUGUGGUGUUCAAGGCUUUGCAUGGUGAUUAAAACCGUGCUCAUGGGUCUCUCUUUGUGUUUGCUGUUCUUCGGAUGCUUUUUCGUAUGGCGCUCCUAUCGUUGUGAAUCUGAUCGACAACGAGAAUUUGAUUCAGAAGCCUUGGCCCGCACCAUGAAUGAAGAGCUGUUUGGUCAAUCCGUGGCCAAAGACACCAUUCUCAAAAGCAUACAAGAGUUUACAGCCCAAAACUAUUCCGUGAUUACCCUAAUCAUGACGGGAUGGUUGGGUAGCGGCAAGACUUUCGCGUCCAACCUCAUCCAAACACAUUUCCCUAAUCCGGAGAAUGUUCACCUUUUCACCGUCCCGUUGCACUUUGCAGAUGGAACCCGCAACUUUCACUUUUUAGACGAUCUUAGCCUUCACAUCAGCCGUAGUUGCGGCCACAGCCUGGUCAUUUUUGAUGACAUUGAUGGUGGCUCUCAAAGUACCACCGAACAAGUGGAAAAGUUCAUUCUCACUUUAAAGAAUUCCCAGUUAUCUUCAAGAAGUAAUGGUACUCUAGUGUUGAUCACCUCCAAUGUGGGCGGGCAAGCUCUAAACCAAAUGACCCUGGCUCUCAUGCGAGAGGACAUUGCCCUCCGGGAGGCACUUGAUUUGAACACCAUGACUCAAGCCAUCCGAGACAACGGUUAUAUCGUGCCUACAUUGGACGCUUUGCAAGACCAAGGAAUACCCGUAAAAGUCAUUCCAUUCCUUCCUCUCACACGAGAGCACGUUCGCCAAUGUGUGGAGAGGGAAAUCGCUCGAAAAGGAUACCCGUCAACUGUUCAAGACAUUGAAAAGAUUCUUGGGGAAAUGCGCUUUUUCACCGACGAUUUCCCCGUCCUCUCCAAGAGCGGGUGCAAGACCGUGGCCAACAAGGUCAAUCUCUUCCUCAGCGGCCAUGAUCCCUACUUUCACGGUUGAUGAUCAUAUUGCUCACCCGUCUGGUUUCUCACUCGUUGUUUGCCUGUUCUUGCGUUUCAGUGUCAGAUUGUAUGAUUGUAUUGGAACUCCAACGGUUGUUAUCUAUUUCAGCUCAAAGCAUUUGAAUGGUCGGCCCAAUAAAGGCCAUAUUUUUGCUCUUCCCUCCUACCACAAAUGUCAUUAGUCGUCUCACAAAUUCCAAGGCUGUAUGUAGUUAAAGUGACACCAACAGAAACAAGUAGAUUCGAAUCAUCAAUCAUCUCAAAAGCACAAAAAAGUUCCUUCUAUAUUUGUCCAAAAACAUUUUAUGAAGGCUAAAGGUCUGAAUCCUCUUUUAUUUUUCCUCAUAUCAAAAUUUAUCGACGCAAUAAACACAUAUUUAUUGAAA